This is a messenger RNA of Penicillium riverlandense, 693 nucleotides long. RefSeq lists its product as uncharacterized. Lineage: Eukaryota; Fungi; Ascomycota; Eurotiomycetes; Eurotiales; Aspergillaceae. The transcript has a single exon. Bases 1 to 693 code for a protein of 230 amino acids. The record is from RefSeq and is a predicted model, not a curated record.
AUGGUCGGAUCAGCGCUCGUGGUUAUCUUCCAAGCGUUCAACACCCUCGACAUCACAGGUCCAAUAUCUAUUCUCUCCAACUCUAAUUUCUUCAUCACAAUCGCCGCAAAAGACGAAUUCACCACAUCGCAGGAAAAUAUCGUUGUCAAGAGAACCAUUUCAUUCUCGGAGGCCAAGAAGCACUUAUCAGAUUACGAUAUCCUCAUAGUACCCGGCUCACGAUCAAGGAAUAUCUUGCCCUAUGUUCAACCCGAGAACGGGCAAUUACUGGAACUCGUCGACUUCAUCAUAGCCUUUGCAAAACCACAAUCCCAUAUACAAACUGACCAGAAACAGAGGACUAUUCUCUCUGUCUGCGUGGGCGGCUUAUUGCUCGGGGUUGCCGGCGUACUGGACGGGCUGACAGCGACAACACAUCGCCUUGCGACGAAGGCUCUACGAACCGCGUGCGAAGAGUACAUUACCAAAACACAUAAUGCCAAAGGCACGCGGAUAAUUCCUGAGGAUCCAUGUGAUGCCGUUCCAUAUUGCGACGCCGGGAUCAACGAGUCUGGGGUCAGGAUCAUUACUACUGGUGCGGUUACCAAUGGCAUAGACGGAGCAUUGCAUUUUGUUGCACUCCGCAUGGGACGAUCAGCUGCUGUCGAGGUGGCAGAGCUCAUUGGACAUCAUUGGAGGGAAGUGAAGGCAUGA